AAAAAAGGGUAAAGAGAACCCAACACUCAAGAAAGAAUUGAUCCCACGUUCACAAACCUCUUUUUAUUAUCGUGUUCAGUGUGUUUUGUUUUCGUUUCUCCUGUUUUUAUCUUCCCUUAUCGAGAGAUGGCUAAGGAGACUUUGACCUCGAGCCAUGGCCACCAAACGGAACUGCUAGAAGAGGGCCCUCACACAAAAAACUGCGAGUUCUGCGUUUUACCGAAACCCGCAUUGUAUCGUUGUAUAGAAUGCAAUGCAAACAUGUGCGGAGAUUGCUUCGAGAUUCCCCCGAAAAUCGCUCACUGGCUUCACCACCACCACAGCCUAAGACUAAAGACAACCUCAAAGCCAUUACCUGGUCCAGAUGUGGCGUUCCCCAACUAUGGCGGUUUGGAUUUUCUCAUAUGUAAAGGGUGUAACUACAUCUCCCUGCCACGCGGGCGUUACGAAUGUGACGGCAUUUGCGAUUUUCUCAUGUGCGUCGAGUGUGGCGUAUCGAAAACGAGCAAGAGGCCGCUCGGAUGGGAAGGCGACGACGAGGGAUUUCUUCGGCAUUGGAGCCAUGCGCACCAGCUCGUGCGGUGUAGGUUCAGAGAGUACGUUCAUGUGGUGGAACAAUUUCAUUACGACUGCACCGUAUGCGAGCUUCCGAUGUGGGGUGUAGGUUAUGCAUGUGUUCGGCUAUCAUGCAGGCAUUUCAUACAUGAGUCAUGCAUGGACAUACCUCCCGUCAUGUAUCACCCUUUGCAUCCUCAUCCUCUCACCCAUCCGGAUUUCAGCCUCACUUCCGACUACCAAAUGUGUCGGGUGUGCGGCCACUGGCUCACCUUGCGGAAUCUAACGACGUUCAACUGCGAUAGAUGUAAGUUUGCGUUGCAUUUCCAAUGCGCCAUUUCCGCUCUCCGGAUGAUAAAGCUCGAGGCCCACGAACACGGCCUUGUAAGCGUGCUCGUUGCCGACAACUUUCAUUUCACGUGCCACGUUUGCAAAAAAAUAUCUCGAGCCACUGUCUCCGUUGUGCGCAAUGCGAGAGAUUCUUUCACGCUGAGUGUGUUUCUGUCCCUUCGGAGUUCGAACACGACCAUCAUGAUCACGCUCUUACUCUUAUGGAUGGAUUACCGUAUACAUCUCAUCCGUAUCUACAGAGCGAAUAUUCAUGUGACAUAUGUGAGGGGAUGAUAAAGGGAGCAAGAAGCAUUCAAGUUUACGGAUGUGAUGAAUGCAAGUUGUAUGCGCACAUUGAAUGUGUGUUAUCUAAGAAAGAUGGAUUUGUCCAGUUUUCAUCAUCUUUGUUGCGGAAGAAUCAUUCAAGUGAUAAAGAGAUAAUUAAGAAGGCCAUUCAUGACCAUCCUUUGAGCUUGCAAAAUGGAACAAAUAAACUUUGUCGAAUGUGCAUGCUUCAGAUGGAGGGUCAAGCUUAUGCAUGUGAGGAAUGUCAUGAUGAUGAUGAGUUCUGGGUUCAUGAGAAAUGCGCAUCACUGCCUCAGACCUUACACGGCCAUCCUCUUCACCCGAACCACGAGCUCGAUCUCGCCAAACGUAUUCUUCUUAGACGAGUGUUCAACCAGCAAUCCCGCUGCAGAAUAUCUGCCGAUAGAGAUUGGUUUAUAUGUGCCGUUUGCGGAGACGUUUCUCAGGGAUUUCAUUUCUCCUGCCGCUCUUGCGAGUUUUUUGUCGAUGUUAAAUGCGUGCUCGAUGCCGACAAAUUCAGACAAACUUUCUACGACAAAUACGCAAGAAAGACUCUGAAUCACCCUCUGCACCCACAACACGAGCUAACCCUCGCGAAUUUUAAUGCAGGUAUUCAUGCACAGUGCCGUGUGUGCUUCGAAAAACUCUUAGGUCCAUCGUACUGUUGCACAAAAUGUAUAUCCUAUAGUUACCAUGAAACUUGUAUGGAGUGGCCGCGUUUGGUCGAAGGACAUCCUACUGCUCCUCGUCAUGUUCUUCAGCUUGACGGUACAAUCACCUGGCAAGUUUGUUUUGCGUGCGAGAAUUAUACGCACCACGGCUAUAAAGUCAUCAACGCGAGAAGACAAAUAUAUUACCAUCUCGAGUGCGGCAGCUCCUUGGCUCGUCCCUUUGAUCGUCGACGUGGAGGUCAUAGCCAUCGAUUCUAUUAUCUUCACAACAAGCCUAAAGGCAUCCUCAGAAAGGUUUUUAAAUGUGCCUCUUGCAGAGAGGAAGUGAGGAAUUCGUAUUAUCGAUGUCUUAAAUGUGGUCUUUAUUUCCAUUUUGGAUGUCUCCGUGACGCUGCAUGGCUACCAAGCGCUGCAAAACACAAACACCAUCAGCAUCGACUCACACUCAAGGAGUACGUCGAAUACGGAGGAUACUACUGCGAUGUAUGCGAAGAACCGAGAGAUCCUCGACAUCCAUCGUACGGAUGCGACGUCUGCGAAAUCGUCGUGCACGUUGAAUGCAUCAUUUCCGAGGAAAAUGCCUCUAGUGUAGUACUUGAAGAGAUUGAAAACGAUGGUGUGAUGAUCCCGAAGUGCUCGAAACCCGGCCUCUACAUAGCAACAAGAAGAUCUGAGAGAUCCUCGGCACUCAUCGCACGAAUGCGACGACUGUGAAUACGCCAUGCAAGUCGAAUGCAUCAUUUCUGAGGAAAAUGCCUCCAGUGUAGUACUCGAAGAGGUUGAAAGCGAUGGUGUGAUGAUCCCGAAGUGCUCGUCAAAUUCCUGAGACA
Molecule: messenger RNA, 2692 nt
Organism: Tarenaya hassleriana
Lineage: Eukaryota; Viridiplantae; Streptophyta; Magnoliopsida; Brassicales; Cleomaceae
Exons: 5
Coding region: 885-2576 (563 amino acids)
Source: RefSeq, a predicted model, not a curated record